Messenger RNA from Durusdinium trenchii, 1023 nucleotides. The record is from the annotation of a GenBank genome assembly. NCBI's taxonomy places the organism in Eukaryota, Dinophyceae, Suessiales, Symbiodiniaceae.
AUGAGAAAUUGUCCCCAACAUUCGUUUACACCCUCAUCAAUUCCUUCUUUCUGGCAUUAUCUGCCUUUGUGCCAUGAAAUGAUGGGAUUCGGGAUCGUGACCCUCCCACUUCUUGGCUUGCUGCUUACAUUUUGUUCUUUCAUGUACAUUGACUACCACAGGAUUUCUUUUUUUUGGCCUUCAACUAUCCCCUUGGUCCACUGGUUUGUGGUACAGUGUUCGGCCGUAGCACCACUAGCCAAACCGCCGGCGGCGCGGCGAGGGCAGCUGGUGGCCAUGUCUGCGGGCUUCUUUCGGGGAACAAAUACCGAUCAGGUGAAACAUGUCAAUGCCGAGCAGAAGAUCAUCAAGGACAUGGAAAAGAACAAGCGCUUCCCUGACCACUACUCGAAGAAAGUGGACAUGGCGAAGGUCUCCAUGGAUGUCAUGAAGCCAUGGAUUGCCAAGCGCAUCACAGAGAUGCUGGGCUUCGAGGAUGACAUCGUCGUAGACUUCUGUGUGGCGCAGCUGUCCGAGCCGCCAGACAAGGGCUUAGACCCCAAGCUGCUGCAGGUGAAUAUGACAGGCUUCAUGGAGCGCAAGGCUGGCCCCUUCGUCUCGGAGCUUUGGCAGCAUUUGCUCUCUGCGCAGGAGAGUCCGGUUGGAGUGCCCCGAGAAUUUAUCGACCAAAAGAAGGAAGAGCUCCAGAAGAAGAAGGAGGAAGCCGAGAAAGUGCAAGAGGAGUUGAAGAGAAGAAAGCAAGACCUAGAGGAGGCCGAGCGGCAAGCACGUGGCACCCGAGACCAAGAGCGCGACCGGCGGAAAUCCCCGCGGCGCUCACGGUCCAAGCAGGCACCCAGUGAGACGAUGGACGAUGACCGCCGCCGCGAUGACCGCCGCGACGACCGGCGGGACGAUCGCCGGCGAGAUGAUCGCCGGGAUCGGGACGACCGGCGGCGAGAGGAUCGAAGGCGGCGAGAUAAGUCUGAGUCCAAAAGCCCACAGCCGCGCAGGCGAGACAAGCGAUUUGAGUGGGAAGACUGA